Yarrowia lipolytica CLIB122 is the source of this 222-nucleotide messenger RNA. NCBI's taxonomy places the organism in Eukaryota, Fungi, Ascomycota, Dipodascomycetes, Dipodascales. The record is from RefSeq and is a predicted model, not a curated record.
AUGAAGUGUCUGCUACCGUGUCGAGGAGCUGCCUCUGCCACGAGUUCUAUCCUUGAGUCUGCCUCCAAUGACGGUUCUGCUACCACUAGAGAAGCCUCUGAUUCUGGUUCAAUCACUGAAGAUGCAUCUCCCGUAACAGCUUCCGGUUCGAGUCACUGGUUUGAUUUCUUCAAUUUUGGGAGAUGCUGGCUCUUCUACCAGAGUCGACGGUUCCGCUAUUGA